Molecule: messenger RNA, 1559 nt
Organism: Juglans regia (Persian walnut)
Lineage: Eukaryota; Viridiplantae; Streptophyta; Magnoliopsida; Fagales; Juglandaceae
Product: basic leucine zipper and W2 domain-containing protein 2-like
Exons: 8
Coding region: 160-1395 (411 amino acids)
Cellular component (GO): cytoplasm; membrane
Molecular function (GO): protein binding
Source: RefSeq, a predicted model, not a curated record
ACAACCGCAGUUCUCCGUGUUUACGAAUACGAAUAAAUAUCUUUCCCAAAGUCCCCCCCUCCCGAUACGCGUCAUUCCCUCUCUCUCCAAUCGCAGGAACUCCGGACGCAGAGAGAUUCACAGACUCACAUCACCGCCGAUCACACCUCGUCUUGGUUUAUGAGCUCGAAGGAGAAGCCCACUCUUGGUGGUACGCGGAUUAAGACCCGCAAACGGAACAUCGCAGCGCCGCUGGACCCUGCAGCUUUUUCGGAUGCAGUGGUCCAGAUUUAUUUGGAUAAUGCUGGUGAUUUGGAACUUGUCGCUAAGAGUAUUGAAUCUUCAGAGCUUAACUUCUCAAGAUACGGUGACACCUUUUUUGAGGUUGUUUUCAUAGGGGGGCGCACACAGCCUGGAACUACCAAACCUGAUGAGGGGGAGCGUCAUCCUUACUCUAUAAUAGAUUCUGAGCCUAUACGUGAAGCCAUCUUACCUUCUGUUAUCUACAUACAGAAAAUUUUAAGGCGGAAGCCAUUUCUCAUAAAAAAUCUUGAAAAUGUCAUGCGAAGAUUUCUGCAGUCCUUGGAGCUUUUCGAGGAAAAUGAGAGGAAGAAGCUGGCAAUUUUCACGGCACUUGCUUUCUCUCAGAAGCUAUCAGGUCUUCCUCCGGAGACUGUGUUCCAGCCACUGCUCAAGGAUAACCUUGUGGCAAAAGGGCUAGUUCUUUCUUUUAUAACUGACUUCUUUAAGGAAUACCUGAUUGAUAACAAUCUCGAUGAUUUGAUAUCCAUACUGAAGAGGGGUAAAGUGGAAGACAAUCUUCUGGACUUUUUGCCAUCUGCAAAACGAUCUCCCGAGGGUUUCUCGGAGCAUUUCACCAAAGAAGGGCUGGUAGCCUUGGUCGAAUACAAUGAUAAGAAAAUAUUUGAAGUGAAGCUUAAGGAAAUGAAAUCUGCUUUAACAACCCAGUUAACGGAGGAGGCUGAUAUAUCUGAAGUCAUCGAAACAGCGAAGCAGCGUGUUAAAGAUGCUAAAUUGCCAGACACUGAUAUUGUGAGGAUUCUGUGGGAUGUCAUAAUGGAUGCCGUUCAGUGGUCUGGAAAGAACCAGCAACAAAAUGCUAAUUCAGCUCUACGCCAGGUGAAAACAUGGGCGAAACUGUUGAAUACUUUCUGCAUAAAUGGGAAACUUGAGCUGGAACUCCUUUACAAAGUUCAGAUGCAAUGCUAUGAGGAUACUAAGCUCAUGAAGCUGUUCCCUGAGAUUGUGAGGUCUCUCUAUGACCAGGAUGUGCUUGCAGAAGACACCAUUCUGCACUGGUUCCGUAAAGGAACAAACCCAAAGGGCAGACAAACAUUUGUGAAGGCCCUGGAACCCUUUGUGAAUUGGCUGGAGGAGGCCGAAGAAGAGGAAUAGGUGAAGCCACUGAUGCUGCAAAUGUGGGUGCUUUUAUCCUACCAUCUAAUUUCUGAGAUAUGAACUCAUAAAUUAUGUUUUUUUUCUAUGUCAUUGUACUUUGGUGUGCCGGUUGAAGAUAAUGGUUUACUACUCUUAAUAAACAAUUAAACUUGGUUCUAACU